This is a messenger RNA of Amblyraja radiata (thorny skate), 552 nucleotides long. Its product is annotated as borealin-2-like. The record is from RefSeq and is a predicted model, not a curated record. NCBI's taxonomy places the organism in Eukaryota, Metazoa, Chordata, Chondrichthyes, Rajiformes, Rajidae. The transcript is spliced from 5 exons. The coding region runs from base 50 to 376 and encodes 108 amino acids.
AGCUCCGCUGAGUUCAAACUCGACAGAAGUGAAAGGCAGAGGAAAGAUAAUGGCCACAAAAUCUUGCACGGUUGCAAAAGCACCUCCGACCAAACCAAGAUCAUUUACCAGCCGUGAUAAGGAAACGUUGAUUAGAAGAAUUGGUCCAAAGACGAGCCAGUGUUUGCAUCGUCCGAGAGUGAACCGAUCGCUGCCAAUGAUCAAAAUACCAUUGGCUGAUGGCCAGGCAAUCAGUGCAGCUGGUGAAGAAGUAAAUAACAUCGAUGUGCAGUCACUUGAUCCACAAACUCUUCAGGGUAUUCAAUUACUUGUGACUCGUCUAACAGCUUUGUGUGAGAAGGCUCAGAACUCUGCCAAGCAUGCCAACAGUAUAUAAAUAUUUGUAGCCAUUUUACAUUUCUUCCGCUCCAUUAAUCUUGGAUUUGGAGCUAAAGUGCAAUUCUGUUGUUGUUGUUGUUGUUUGCUUAAGUGUGUUGGGAAACUUUUAUUUCAUAUUUUUAAUUUUUAAAACAGUGCAUCUAUUUAGUGGGAAAAUGGAGCAACUGUGCCAAA